Molecule: messenger RNA, 207 nt
Organism: Debaryomyces hansenii CBS767
Lineage: Eukaryota; Fungi; Ascomycota; Pichiomycetes; Serinales; Debaryomycetaceae
Product: DEHA2G14850p
Exons: 1
Coding region: 1-207 (68 amino acids)
Source: RefSeq, a predicted model, not a curated record
AUGAAGGACAGGCUUGCUAAUGCAAAAGAUGCGGUCCACAUUAAAGUACUUGAAGCACAGUUGGAGAAAGAAGAAAAGAAGAAAGAAAAGUUCGAGAAAACUAAACAAGACUUUCUCGCACAACUGGCUAAAUACGCUGCCCAAAGUGGACAACCAGCUACAAUAUUUGAAGAAGGCAAGUGGUUUCAUUACAUCCAGAUGGACUGA